AUGACGAUGAAAGCCACAAUUUCACCAGGGAUAUUUUGCUGCUCCCUGCUGCUUUUCUCCUGCCUUGUUGUUUCCACGGUAACCGCCGACAACGAUGUCAGGAAGCCGUCGCCCGGAAGCGCCGCCUCCCCCGCCGCGGGCAAACGCACCGCUCUCUUCCUCCUCGCGGGCCGCAAAGCGCCGCCCGUCACCGCCGGGCCCAAGGGGGCGCCCAAGAAGGCCGAGGUGGAGGACGCCGACGGUCCGCCGCCCGUGGCCGAGCUGCCCCCGAAACCCCUCCCCCAGACCAUGUUGCCCAGGAACGUGACGGCGGACGCCCUCAAGCCCCCGCUGGGCGCCGCCAAGGUGGCCCCGCCCCCGAGGCAGCUGGUGGACGUGGACAUCUGCAGGGGCUACUUCGACGUGAUGGGCCACUUCGACAGCACCUUCAACUGCUCCCAGGGAAGCUACAUCUACUGCUGCGGGACGUGCCACUACCGCUUCUGCUGCGAGCACCAGCGCAACCGCCUGGACCAGGACUCCUGCACCAACUACAAGUCGCCCGACUGGGCCGAGCCGCAGGUGCCCGUCACCGUGCCCGCCGACAACAGGCCCGACCCGGACUUCGAGACGCUCCAGCAGCAGAGCAGCAGCACGGCCUACGUGAUUGGCGGCGUCAUCUCCUUCACGCUGGUGGCGGCCGUGGGCGUGCGGGUCGCCUUCAGCAAGGUGGCGCGGCGCCCGCGCAACCGAGACGCCAACGUGCCGAGGUCGCUGGUGGACAUCCUGCGCCACCAGUCGGGUCCCGUGCAGCACGGCGAGCGGAACAACAUGCUGACCACCUCCGACGGACGCACGGCCAAAAACAUGUACACGCCCAUCCUGCAGAGCAAGGACAACCGCAAGCGAGGCGCCCGCAUGAACAACCUGGGCACCCCGCAGCUGUCGUCCGGCCCCAAACUGAUCGCGAGCAGCGGGAAGGGCCUCGGCGGCGGCGGCGGCGGCGGGGUGGCGGUCGGCGGCGGCAUGCGGCGCAGCGGCAGCCGCUCGUCCUUCUCGCAUUCCUUCCACGACCUGGCGCAGCUGCCGCCGUCGUACGAAGCCGCCAUGCAGCCGGAAAUCAGCCGAUACAGCUCCCUCAAGAAGCUGGAGAAAGAGCUGGACGAGUAUUCCGGCUAUUAUUCGUCCAAGCGGCGCUCGACCAACGCGCCGCCGUCCUUCUACUCGUCGCAGCACCACCUUCCCUGGGCGGGCGACUACACGUCGGGCUCCUCCAGGGGCACCCUGCCGCUCGACGGCUCCCGGCCCCGCCCGUACGCGCCUCCCUCCGCGCCCAACCCGUACCCGCUGCCCGUGCCCGCGCAUUACGGCGGCUUCGAGCGGCCGCCGCGCCGCGUGCGCUCCCAGGAUCAGCUGCUGGCGCUGGGCGAGGGCAACACCCUGUCGCGGCUCUUCAAGAACCAGCAGCAGCACUACUACCGGAACGUGAUGAUGGGCGGCAGCGGGAGGAGUGCCGCCUCGCAGACGCUGCGCAGGUCCCACGAGCGGCUCCUGGUGUCCCCGGACCGCCUGGAGGACCGCCUGAUGGCGGAGAGAGGCGCGGGCGGCGCGGUGCCCGCCAUGGGCCGCCUGAGCCACCACCACAAGGCCCAGUCGCAGCAGAACAUCUGCGCCACGCCCUCCACCGAGCGCCACCACAUGAUCAAGAUGAACUCCCACCCGACGCCGGGCCACGAGCACAGCGGGUGGGACGGGGGGCACCCCAACGCCCGCCGCGCGGCCUUCGCCGGCGUGCGGCAGAACACCGUCGAGCAGCUCCACUUCAUCCCGGGCGGCGGAGGGGGACACGCCCUGAGGACCGCCAGUAAGAACGAGGUCACCGUCUGAGGCCGGCGCGCUUUCGGGCUUCUUUUGCGCGCCGGGCGGAAGCGAAAGCGCCCGUUUCGUACGUUCCGGCAACGCUACUCGCGCUACGUAACACACAAACAAACACCGCUAUACAUUUACACACCGCACACAAACAGGCGCCCCCGCUCGUUGCCGAAACGCGCAGAAGUCAGGAUGGACGUCGGUACGCGGCCGCGAGAGGAAAUCCAGGAAGACGGGAUGAGGGAGGAGGAAAAGAAUUAAACGAGGCUCCAUUUGCAUUCCUUUGAAGGUUUGUAUAAAAAAAUAAUAAAUGUCCAAAAGUUCGGACGCUUGCUCCAAAGGUGCCGUGAAGGCGCGCCGACGUCGGCGACGUUGGGACCGCCGCGACGUCCUCGCCCAAAAAUGGCCGCCUCAUCGCCGUUGAAUUUUUAACACAGAUUUUUUUUUUUUUUUUUAGCCUCCCAAAAAAAAAAUUAUAGGUAAAAAAAAAAAAUAAUAAUUCCGAAUCUCAAAAUAUUAUGUAUAACCAAAUUUUAAUUCAACGUUUCAGAAAAUCGAGUGUACAUUUAUUUUCAACAUUUUAAAAGAUUUAAUUAAAAAAAAAACAUUCAACAUUUCAAAUUCUGUCAGGCUAAUAUAUAUAUAUAUAGAUAUAUUAAACCCCCCCCUCCAAAAAAAAAUACCAAAAAAAAAAAAAAACCCAGAAGCGAGGAGGAAAAAAUAA
Messenger RNA from Syngnathoides biaculeatus (alligator pipefish), 2572 nucleotides. Its product is annotated as protein shisa-7-like. Lineage: Eukaryota; Metazoa; Chordata; Actinopteri; Syngnathiformes; Syngnathidae. Gene Ontology annotation, cellular component: postsynaptic density; postsynaptic membrane; AMPA glutamate receptor complex. The record is from RefSeq and is a predicted model, not a curated record. Gene Ontology annotation, biological process: regulation of AMPA receptor activity; regulation of short-term neuronal synaptic plasticity. The coding region runs from base 1 to 1866 and encodes 621 amino acids. The transcript is spliced from 7 exons.